AUCUUGUUAGGACUUGGGGACUCUUUAACCAAAUAAAAAAAACGAAAGAAAGAACAAACGCUUCCUUUCGGUAUUUCUCGUUCUCUCUGUCUCCCAUGGCUUCUCCUUCUCCUCCCCGGAUUCUUCUCUCCGGCGACGUAAACGGCCGUCUAUCCGCGCUCUUCAAACGCUUCCUCUCGGUAAACAAAUCAGCUGGCCCAUUCGACGCUUUACUAUGCGUCGGACAAUUCUUCCCAGACUCAACAGAACUUCUUGAAGAAUUUAUGGAGUACAUAGAAGAGCGUCGUGAUAUUCCUAUACCCACUUACUUUAUCGGCGAUUUUGGCGUUGCGGCACCUAAAGUUCUCUCUGCUUCAGUUAAAGAUCCCGCCAAUCUAGGGUUUAAAAUGGAUGGUUUUAGGGUUUGUAAUAAUUUGUUUUGGUUGAAAGGCAGCGGCAAUUUCACUCUUUUUGGGUUGUCUGUGGCAUACUUAUCUGGUAGGCAAUCACCAAGUGGACAACAAUUUGGAACAUAUAGUCAGGAUGAUGUGGAUGCGUUGCGGGCAUUAGCUGAUGAGCCUGGAGUAGUUGAUUUGUUUCUAACUAAUGAAUGGCCUAGCGGAGUUACAAAUAGGACUUCAGCCGGUGAUAUACCACCUGGGCUAUCGGACUCCCUUGGCAGCGAUUCCACUAUAGCAGAAUUGGUAGCAGAGAUUAAGCCUCGCUAUCACAUUGCAGGUUCAAAGACUGUCUUUUAUGCUCGUGAACCAUACACUAAUAUUGAUGCUGUGCAUGUAACCCGUUUCUUUGGCCUUGCUCCCGUAGGAAAUAAAGAGAAACAGAAAUUUAUGCAUGCUAUUUCUCCAACUCCAGCAUCAACUAUGACAGUGGCAGAAAUAAGCACAAAACCUCCUAAUACGACUUUAUCUCCAUACACAAUUGUUGAUGAUACACCUAGAAAAGAGACUACCAAAAGACCAGGGGACAGUACUCUUGAUGAACAGUAUUGGCGUUAUGAUGUGAAAAAACAAAAGCAAGGCAAUGGAAAUGCAGAGAAGCUCUGUUUUAAAUAUUUGUCAUGUGGUUCAUGCCCACGAGGAGACGACUGCCGUUUUCGGCAUGAUGAAGACGCAAGAGAGCAAUAUAUGAGAGGUGUAUGUUUUGAUUUUCUUAAUAAGGGGAAAUGCGAGAGGGGUCCAGAGUGUCAAUUUAAGCAUGACUUGGUUGCAGAAGGUGAAAGUAUUGCUAACAGGAGGUCCAGAUCUCAUAUGGCAAGUACUAAUAGGUCAAAAGAAUGCUGGUUUUGUUUGUCAAGCCCCAAUGUGGAGUCCCACCUAAUCAUUAGUGUUGGAGGAAACUUAUACUGCGCAUUGGCGAAAGGCCCACUGGUUGAUGAUCACGUGCUGUUAAUACCAGUCGAGCAUUCUCCCAGCACUUUAUCUCUACCUCCAGAUUGUCAAAGAGACCUAAAUAGAUAUCAGAGCAGUCUUCGUAAGUACUGCAAAACCCAAAGGAAGGAACUCAUCUUCUUUGAAUUGAUAUCUAAACGAGGCACUCAUGCUAAUCUCCAGGCAGUACCUAUUCCACAGACCAAAGCAUCUUCUGCGAAAAGUAUAUUCAACUUAGCUGCUAAAAAGCUGGGUUUUGAUUUUGAGACAAUUAAAGGGUUGCAGGUUGAGAUGUAUGUCCUUGUUAGCUGGAGUGUCAAAUUUUAAGGUUUUUCUUCAGGACAUGCAGUAGUUUGCGGCAUGCAUAGGAGUUGAGAGUUGAGACUACUCACUGAUUACUUAAGCUCAACACGAUUGAAGUUUGAGUUGGAUGCCUAGAUAGGUUCCCUCUCAACUCAAACCUAAGCUCAAGUUGAGCUUAAAGGAGAUGACUGAUGCUCUCCUCAAUCUGACUCAAAAAGCUCAUGACCAACUCUUAGCUAUUACUCCCAUGCUCUCUCUUUUACUUCUACCAUAUAUACUUUGCACUUUUGCCAACACACAACUUUGAGCGUUAAUAUCUUUAAUUGUGUAAAAGUAAAAAUUAGAAAAAGUUGAUAAAUCUAUAUAGUGACGAAUCUAAGAAGAUCUCACAUUUAAAUGUUUUUCACUUAUAUACUAGUGGACAAAUAUGGUUGAACACUUGAACUUUGACUUUGAGGAUUUUUUUGGGGCAUAGGGGGAUAACAAUUAGAGAAGGUUGCCAACUGCUACCUUUUACAGAAGCACUUUCCUGACGUACUCUGCUCUUGUUUUGGUGCUACCAUAAGAGUGAUGGUCAUGGAGCUGGUGAGGGUACGGAGGAGAGAGAGAAAGUGGAAGUAGGGAGCCAUGAGUGAGGUUUUGGAAUGUAAUAUGAAAGUUUUACAAAUUCGACUGAUAAAGUAAAGGUGGCGCUUAGUUAGCUCUUAAUUUCAUAUAUGCAGUCAUGUGAGAAUGUUCUUUUUUUGUCUAAAGUCUAAACUCUAAAACCUGGCAAAAGGUAGUUUCAUAAAUGGGAGAGAGUCUCUAAAGGAUGUUCUUUUUAGUAAAGAAAAAAGAAAAUUGAGCAUAUAUUGAGUCACAAAGCACCCAAUAAAAAGGAAACUCCUUUAGUAAACUCACUUUGCUUUCCUCCUAAUUUGGCGGAAUAUGUAUGGAGAAAAAGCUGUUCUCCUUCCUUUUCUUCCUAUCAUCUAUGUUACUUUGACUCUACAUCUUCUCCUGAACUCAUACAUAUUUAUGUUGGACUGUUGGACACUCAUCACUCCAACAAUGGGGUUGGAAUUCUUACCCGACACAUCGGUUUUUGACCAACACCUCAAGUACCUUUAACCACAUAUGUAUGUGGAUUUAAUUUGUAAAACAACAGGAAAAGAGGAGAAAAUUAUUAUGCUCACUGAUGGGAUUAAAAUUGAAGUUUAUAUGAGAUUUAGCAAACAAAUCAAUGUUAUGUGCGAAACGUGUGCAAAAGUAUUUUAGAAUAAGGAAUAUAUAUCAUGUAUGCUGUAUCCUUGUAUCUAUGUUCAAUUUUGGGCAGAUGUCCCUGUGUCCGAAAUUUGAGCUGCCACGUGUCUGACACACAUGUUUGUGUCUAAGUAACCUAGCCUAUCAAUGGGAAAAACCAAAUAAGCUGUGAGAGAGAUGGAGUUCAUAUCAAUCAAUUCUGAGAUUGUCUGAAUGUCAAGUUGAAUCAAGUUACUGAAAUAUCUUUUGGCUUGGUCCGACCUUUCUCACCUGGGGAACAAAUGAAGAAAUUGCAGAACGGGAAACUUCCAUUGGACGAAGUCUCAAGAAGGUAGACAGUUUUGCUAGAUAAGAAUGUCUCAUGCUGGGAUCAGCAAAAAAAUAAAGCUCUAUCCUCCUGUCUUUCACUUUCCUAAAGUCCGUACGAAUGAUAAUUAAGUCUUGAGGAUAAUGAUAAGGGUUAUGCUCUUUUUUGUGGAGAUUAGAUGUUUGGUAGGAAGGAGUGGAUUGAAAAGAAACAAAUGGAAUGCAAUAAGCAUCUUUCCUGCAUUUGAUUUAAACAAUUAGAUAAAUUUUCCAACUACUACCUUUCCAACAUUCACAUCUCUGACGUACUCUACUCUUGCAUUGGUGCAUGGUAACAGUGGCGGUUGUGUGGUGUUGGUUGUGGAGGUAAUAACUUAAGGGAGGCAUGAGAGAGGUUUUGGAA
Messenger RNA from Beta vulgaris subsp. vulgaris (sugar beet), 3621 nucleotides. RefSeq names its product zinc finger CCCH domain-containing protein 64. Gene Ontology annotation, biological process: mRNA splicing, via spliceosome. The transcript has 9 exons. Gene Ontology annotation, molecular function: RNA lariat debranching enzyme activator activity; metal ion binding. The coding region runs from base 96 to 1694 and encodes 532 amino acids. Lineage: Eukaryota; Viridiplantae; Streptophyta; Magnoliopsida; Caryophyllales; Amaranthaceae. The record is from RefSeq and is a predicted model, not a curated record. Gene Ontology annotation, cellular component: post-mRNA release spliceosomal complex.